Messenger RNA from Drechmeria coniospora, 399 nucleotides. RefSeq lists its product as uncharacterized. Bases 1 to 399 code for a protein of 132 amino acids. The record is from RefSeq and is a predicted model, not a curated record. Lineage: Eukaryota; Fungi; Ascomycota; Sordariomycetes; Hypocreales; Ophiocordycipitaceae. The transcript is spliced from 3 exons.
AUGCAAAUCACACACAACAACACGCACACGCACGCACGCAAAUCACGCACAACAAACAUGCACAACGCACGCACGCACGCACGCACUCACGCACUCACGCAUUCAUACUGGAUUCAUCAAUUACAUGUAAUUACUGUACAUAAGACCCGCCCAUUCACCAUCCCUGUCCCUCCAUCCAGCCAUGGCAGGGAGUCCGCAGGGACAGAGCCUCCACCCAUCGUUCCUCCACCCAUCGUUCCUGACGAGCGAAUGCGGUUAGCACAAUCGGAUCGGAUCGCCUGGUCCCCCCACCCGUCCGCGCGGCCCCCCCAUCGGUCCGUUGAUCGGCCACCGCUCGAGCAGGCCGUCCUCAGACACUUCCAUGCCACUUCUCGCGAACAAACACCAACUUGUGUGUAA